GACCCCUCCACUCUCCACUCUCAAUCAACAGCAUCAUGUCCUCCCUCCUCCGUGUCCGCAUCGCGCGUCCCGCCGUCCGCCCCGCCUCCAACCUCUUCUCCACCGCCCGUCGCAACGUCCACGAGCUCUACGCCAGGGACCCGGCCAAGGCUAAGGCUUUUCUCGAGCAGGAGGAAGCCGUCGAGCACCACGCCAGCUCCACCGCCGGUCUCUGGUACAAGAUCUCGCUCUUCCUCGCCAUCCCUCUCUGCGCCGCCUCGCUCAUCCGCUCCUACAAGAUGGAGAAGGAGCACAUCCACCAUCUCUACCACGACGCCGAGCACUACGACGAGGAGUCCGCUCCUAACGAGUUCCCUUACAUGAACGUCCGCAACAAGGACUUCUUCUGGGGCGACGGUGACAAGACCGCUUUCUGGUCCGUUGCCAACCACCACAAGAGAUCGUAGACUAUGCGAUCUUUCCAUUUCUCUUUCUUCUGGAUUACCAUCACAUACGCAUCUGAUUGUCUUGUUUUUUGUUUUUAAUAUAUUCCAUACAACAUAUCCGUCUCAUCGACUUCUCAACUCACAAAACACAAAACAACGCAGGAGGUGCUAUCAUAUGUGUCUUCACCAUCCCUUACCAUCCACCGUCAUCCUCCCUUCCCAUUUUCAUAAUUCCGAUCUGAAUAGUGGAUUUGCUUCAUCUCCAGCUUUACUCUCUCAAACUACAUAGUCGUCAUAGCAGCCUAGUUGGUGCAUACGGACUUCCAAGAUAGAUUCAUCAUCAUCUCCAACCUACAGGAUUUAGACAUGUACGC
Molecule: messenger RNA, 799 nt
Organism: Myxozyma melibiosi
Lineage: Eukaryota; Fungi; Ascomycota; Lipomycetes; Lipomycetales; Lipomycetaceae
Product: subunit VIa of cytochrome c oxidase
Exons: 2
Coding region: 36-446 (136 amino acids)
Biological process (GO): mitochondrial electron transport, cytochrome c to oxygen
Cellular component (GO): mitochondrial inner membrane
Molecular function (GO): enzyme regulator activity
Source: RefSeq, a predicted model, not a curated record